AUGAGUUUGAAUGAAAUCACAAAACAAGUGGUAUUAACUAAAGUUCCUGGUAUACAUGCUCAUAUUUCAUGGACAGAUGUGUGCUUUAAAAUACCUUCCAUAAAGGGUCAUAUCCGAAAUACAAGGAGUACGAAUUAUUUGGACAAUGAAUUCUUUGAAGAAGAACCUUCUGCAGAUUUAAAUAAAACAGUAUUUGAACCGGCUGUGCAUGCAGAUACUAAUUUAUAUUGCAGAAUAUAUGAUAGUUUACCGAGAGUUUGUUUUAUGUAUAGCAUACUUGAUCUUUGGGAAUAUGACAGCAAUAGGAUCAAGAAUCAAACAAAAGAAGAUAUCAUUAUGAGGAUAAAUACUGUUAAAGUCAGCCCUACUCUUGGUCAUCCUAUGAAUUUCACCGAUCUCCUAGGCGACGUUACAAGAGACAAAAAUGGGAGAAUCGUGUCAGCCAAAGCACUUAAAACGCAGUUCAUGGUGCGCGUUAACUUUUCUAACAUAGACAUGGACACGUUUGGAAAUGAUGCUGGAACAGCUGAUUGGGCGACGGAAGAAGCAUUGAAGUGGGAAUCAGGAUUUCUCCUUACUCUAGAAAAAGCUUCAACAAAAUUAAAAAAUUGGAAUAAUAAUCACUAUCGUAAUGAAACGUUGGGAUUAUUUUAUGAAGCAGGUAGAAGUUUUGGAGACAUUAGUUCGUCUACCUUGUUUCAAGAUAUAGAUAAAUUAGCAAUAGGAAUAUUGUUGAUGUUCUUUUACGUUCAAUUAAUUCUUUCUAAUUUCAACUGGGUAGAAUGGAGGUUUUGCCUCACUGUGACUGGAUUACUUUGCGUUGGUGGUGCCUUCAUAAUAUCCAUUGGUGUAUGUUCAGCAAUUGGAAUUCCUUAUGGUCCAGUACAUACAUCCUUACCAUUUAUGUUACUGGGUCUUGGAAUAGACGAUUUGUUCGUAAUGAUGGCUUCUUGGAAGCAAAUACAUUCGCUCGAAGAAAAUAGAAAAAAAGCAUUGCAUGAAAGGAUAGGUCUAGCAUUGGGCCAUGCGGGUUCUGCUAUUUGCAUCACAUCGUUUACCGAUGUCGUUGCAUUUAUUAUCGGUGCAUCGACGAUAUUACCGUCGCUCCAAUCAUUUUGUAUUUACGCUGCAGUCGGAGUUCUCGUGACGUUUUUAUUACAAAUCACAUUUUUUGUCGCUUUUUUUACCUUGGAUGCGAAACGAAUCCAACAGAAAAGAAAUGGUUUCAUACCUUGUAUAGUUCAUGAAAAUUAUAUUUCAAAAAUUGUCGAUCCCAACGAAACAUUCUCAACGAAAUUAAUAGAUCGCUUGUAUUCAAAGAUCGUUCUAACUGUACCUGGAAAGUUAACUAUUCUACUGAUCACGAUAAUAGCAGCAUCGGUAGGUGCAGUUGGUUCGUAUCAAUUGGAACAGUGGUUUGAUCCAAUAUGGUUUUUACCAAAAGGUACUCAUUUGAGCGACUACAUAGUUGCAAGGAAUCAAUACUUUUCUCAAAGAGGUCACAGUGCUUACGUUUUUAUUGGUGACAUUGAUUAUACGUCGGAAUUCUCUAAAAUAAUGACGCUUGCUUCAAAUUUGAAAAAUUUAUCGUCAGUGGAGAAAGUCGAUUCUUGGCCAGAGGAGUUUGCAAAUUUUGUGCAAAAAUUUUAUCAAGCAGACUUAACAACGAACAAGAUCAAGAACGAAGAUUUUCAACGAUAUUUAUCGAAAUUUCUCUUUAGUCGUAUGGGUGGAAAAUAUCAAAUGAAUUUUCACUUCGAUGGAAAACUCAAGUGCGGAGAAGACGCACCUCGCAUUUUAAUUGCUACUAUAGAAUUUUUCUUUACCAAAUUUACCGGUCCUCACCAAUGGAUUCCAGCGAUGGACGAUACUAAACAAGUUGCGAGGGAAACUGGAAUCAAUGGAUUCGUGACGAUUUGGAGUAAAAUGUUUAGUACUUGGGUGACUGAUAAAUUGAUCGCACAGGAAGUCUUGCGAAAUAUUAUUUUAGCUCUUAUUUGUGUAAUGGGUACUACCGCGGUUCUGAUAGCAGAACCGCAAACAUGUUUCUGGAUCUUGUUGUGUGUACUUCUGACGCUUCUUAAUGUUUGUGGGUUUAUGUAUUUCUGGGGAUUAACAAUAGACAUAGUUUCAUGCAUAGGUCUAGAGUUAGCGGUUGGUUUGAGUGUGGAUUAUGCCGCACACGUAGCACAUGCUUUUCUGAAUGCCUCGUCAAAGAAAAAUAACAAUCAAGAUCGUAAGAUAAGAGCAUUGAUCGCAGUAAAACACAUUGGAGCUGCUGUGGCAUAUGGUGCGGGCUCAACAUUGUUAGCCCUCUCGAUGUUAGCUUUUUCGGAUGCCUAUGUGUUCCGUGCGUUUUUCAAAAUAUUUUUCUUAGUAAUAUUAUUUGGCCUUUGGCACGGCUUGUUGCUCCUACCCAUCGUACUGAGCACGGUGGGCCCACAAAGUCUUCGACAUAAUAACGAGCGACGCUCAAAUGAUACCGACGCGGCGAGGGUAAUGGACGAAGAAGCUGAUAAGCCGAUGAACAAGGAAACGGAAAACUAAUUUAUUAUAUUUUAUAUAAUGAUAAAAUAUCUUUGUGUUUUUUAUAGAGAUUCACCAAGUUCUUGCACUUCGCCCUAUUUUUUUCUUUAUCAAUAAUAUUUAUUUUUGGUUCAAUAAACAUACAAAAUUAUUACACUAUUCGUACUAUUAAUCACACAUUUAUACAAAAAUAAUAAU
Messenger RNA from Polistes canadensis, 2724 nucleotides. Its product is annotated as patched domain-containing protein 3-like. Bases 1 to 2547 code for a protein of 848 amino acids. Lineage: Eukaryota; Metazoa; Arthropoda; Insecta; Hymenoptera; Vespidae. Gene Ontology annotation, cellular component: membrane. The record is from RefSeq and is a predicted model, not a curated record. The transcript has 8 exons.